This is a messenger RNA of Magallana angulata, 2260 nucleotides long. RefSeq names its product tripartite motif-containing protein 3-like. The transcript has 2 exons. The record is from RefSeq and is a predicted model, not a curated record. NCBI's taxonomy places the organism in Eukaryota, Metazoa, Mollusca, Bivalvia, Ostreida, Ostreidae. Gene Ontology annotation, cellular component: chromatin; nucleoplasm. Gene Ontology annotation, biological process: positive regulation of DNA-templated transcription. The coding region runs from base 162 to 1847 and encodes 561 amino acids. Gene Ontology annotation, molecular function: protein binding; ubiquitin-protein transferase activity; zinc ion binding.
UACCUGGAGCCGCCAUGAUAGAAGUUUAAGGUAAAUCAGUUUGUACCUAUCGGAAUAACAUAUAUUCUACUUUGAAUGGAUAAAAAAUAGUGAACAUAUCCAUACAUCUUUUUAUUCAAUUAGACCAAGAUCCAUGAGUAAGUUACAUCGGGUGCCUGACCAUGCAUCCUCGUCGCAGUGCCCAGGAUGUGUUACGGUGUCGUCUCUGUGAGACCCUGGGACCCCCUAUGUACUGUGAUAUUUGUCACAUACAUCUGUGUAAAGCCUGUGUUGGGGAACAUCUCUCUGAUGAAUCCACAGAACACAAAGUGGUGCCAUUUAAAAAGCGGGGAUCUACUCCAAAUUAUCCUAAGUGUCCUAAACAUUCCACAAAACAAUGUGAACUUCACUGUGAACAAUGUGACAUUCCUAUUUGUGCACUCUGUAUUUCUGGAGAACAUUUAGGACAUAAACCAGUCGACAUUGUUAAACAUAUUGAAAGCAAAAAAGAACUUUUACAGAGAGAAAUGCAAGAGUUAGAGAAUUCCAUUUAUCCUGAAUAUCAACAGAUUGCCUCUAAUAUCCCAGUUCAGAAAGCUGCUAUGAAAAAAAACAGCCAGAAAUUGACAUCAGUAAUACACAAACAUGGAGAAGCCUUGCACAGAGAAAUAGACACCAGGAUCCACAAACUGAAAUCUGAUCUCAAUGAAAUGGACACCAAACACCUGGCCGUCCUCAACAAACAGGAAGAUGAAAUCACACGCACCAUUGAUGAAAUCAAACAGAUCAUUGCUGAACUGAAGAAGUUAGUGGACUCCAAUGAUGUCAGUCUUGUCUCUGCCUACAAAUCAAGGAAUGCUGAAUUCAGAAGACUGCCUCCUAAACUCACAGUGUCCUUACCAAGUUUUACCCCUCAGAAGAUCAACAAAGAACAGCUUUAUCAACAGUUUGGUUCUCUGUCAGCGUCAUCUAUCAAAACAGAAGAACAAGUCUACACCAUGGAUUCCCCCGGUGCUGAGUCCUCUCCCCCGGACAGACCGCUCAUUGAUGUACCACGGAUCAUCACGGAGAUAAACACCGAGUAUGGAGACUCUAAUAGAUUACGCAGUGUGUCCUGUCUGAGGGAUGAAGAACUAUGGACGUGUGGUCAGGACAACAAGAUGAGACUGUACAACCUAAAGGGAGAACUAAGGAAGUCAGUCCAAACCAAGUCAGGGAACCCUCCAGAGAACAUAGGAGUGACAAGCAGUGGAGAUCUAGUUUAUACUGAUUACAAUGAUAGAACUGUGAACAUAGUGAAGAAUACACAGAUACAGACAGUGAUCAGACUACAGGGGUGGAAACCUCGCCGUGUCUGUAGUACCUCCUCUGGUGACCUCCUGGUUGUCGUGAACAGUGAUGAUGAUAAACAAACAAAAGUUGUGCAUUACUCUGGCUCCACAGAGAAACAAAGUAUUCAGUACGACGACAAAGGACAACCUCUCUAUUCAUCUGGUGGAUUAUAUAACACUAAAUACAUCAGUGAGAACAGGAACCUAGAUAUCUGUGUGUCAGACUGGGACGCCCGUGCAGUAGUGGUGGUCAAUCAGGCCGGGAAACUCCGGUUUACCUACACUGGUCCUCCCUCUACUACCAAGGGAUCAUUUAGUCCAGUCGGCAUCACAACAGACAGCCAGGGUCGGAUCCUGACAGCAGACCGUGACAACCAUCGUAUCCACAUCCUGGAUCAGGACGGACCGUUCCUCCGCUACAUUGACAACUGUCAUUUACAGAAUCCAUAUGGUUUAUGUGUGGAUACCAGAGACAACCUCUUUGUGGCUGAACCCUACACAGGUAUUAAAGUGAAGAAAAUCCAGUAUUACAUGUAAACAAACUGUGUGUAUUACCAACAAAUAUGUAAGCUGUGGGUAUGUUUCAUUGAUAUGAACUAUAUAUAAAUACAGUAUAUAUAUUAUAUACAAACAAACCAUGUGUAUGUAUCAUAUGUCAACAAAGUGUGUGUAUAAAUAACAGAAAAUGUACAGGUAAACAACAUGGCUGUAUAAAUUACAGGUGAACUAUCUCUAUAAUCAUAUGAUAAUUUAUACUUCAUUGUAUACCGAUGGAUGUAAACAAAUGAAUAUGCUACAGUAUAUAGUAAACAGAUUGUUAAAUAUUACAUACAAAUAAAUUGUGAUUAUGAAUUAUGCUGAUUUUUUUAAUUUUUAAAAUAAUAACUCAAUGCAUAUUUAUAAUUCUUACUAUGAAAAUUUGUUUUAAUAAAUUUUCUAAGAACCUGUUA